AUGAUGGACGUGCAAUCGAUUUCCGAUCACCUGGAAAUCACCCAGCGCAUGAUGCUCUGGCCCGAGAUAGUCGACAGCAUGUCUCUCGACCGGCUGCCCGAGCUGUUCCUGCCCGACCUUGUCUGGGACUUUGGCAGCGGGACCGUUGACCACAGUCUCGCGGCGGUGAGAUCACGGAUCGAAGCGCACUUCGACAAGCCGGGCUCGUACUGCGGCGCCACUCGUCACGACCUCUCCAACCACACAAUCACGUUGGCUGGCAAUGGCGACCAGGCUGAGUCCAAGGUCAACGUCUUCGCAGCGCACGCCGGCAAAGGGCCUUACACCGGACAAGUCCAGCUUACCUGGCUCACGUAUCAGGACAAAUGGAGGCGGGUGGGAGGCAAAUGGUAUAUCGAGCAUAGGACGUAUCGCAUCCAGUUCACCCAUGGGCCUGAUGAUAUCGUAUACAGCACUGGGAGGGAGACUUGGGCGGAAGGCGAUCAUCGUCGUGAAGGGUGA
Messenger RNA from Fonsecaea multimorphosa CBS 102226, 501 nucleotides. RefSeq lists its product as uncharacterized. The transcript has a single exon. The record is from RefSeq and is a predicted model, not a curated record. Lineage: Eukaryota; Fungi; Ascomycota; Eurotiomycetes; Chaetothyriales; Herpotrichiellaceae. The coding region runs from base 1 to 501 and encodes 166 amino acids.